UUCCAUUGAUGUAAGUCUAUCAACUAAUCAGAGCGAUGAAAUGCCAAACCGACUCGGAGAUCCGGCGGUUAGGGAGGAUCGAGUAGGAGGUAACCAGCCCGACUGGAGGAGAAGAGGCCCGCGGAGCUACAGUCGGCGAGGGGUGGGGAGGCUCCUGCGAUCCCGGAAGCUCUGUGGGAGACCGUCGCUUCCGUUUGUCGUCGGUGGAAGAGCCGACCGGCGAUGAACGCGGCGAUUGCGGCGCCUCAGACAGAAAGUGGCGGCGCAGAAUUACCACAAUUUUUUUCUUUUUUGUCGCUUCCGUUUGAUUAUUUUUAGCAUAUAUUUUCCCUCCAUAUUUGCGUCGCCGGAAAACGCGGAUGAACCCAAAUAGAGCUCCCCACCGGUGGUUGUCCGUCCAUGCUCCCCCUCCCCUUCUGCCCCACCAUUUCAUCUCUUUGACUCUUUCCCUUUCCUACGAGCAAAACAACCAAACUAGAUCGUGGGAAGAAGAACUCCAAUUGUUCGGGUAGCUUCGAGAAGGCAGUCACGGCGUUGAUUUCUUCAUUCCAUUCAGGUUUCGAUCUUUUGAGAGGCGUUUCUCAUGGUGGAUUUUGCAUUUUUUAUUCUACAGAUUGGCUUAGGAAACACCGGCACAGAGAGGGUGGAGUCGUCUGCACUUCGCGCUCCAUCCUCUCCGCAUGGCUUCCACUCCCACGGCCGCACCGCCGCCUGUCAACUCCUCUGCUUCCUCCCCGCCGCCGACCAAUUCUUCUGCCACCGGAACCCCUCCUCCCCCUCAGCCGUCGCCUUUGCCGCAGUCUCCGCCACCUUCGCCAUCGCCGCCGCCGCCUGCCUCCUCCCCGCCUCCUCCACCGUCACCCGUCUCUACCCAACCUCCACCUUCGCCCCCACCGCAGAAUUCCCCACCCUCCUUCUCCCCUGCUUCGCCUCCGCCUCCUAAGUCCGGCGAUGCCUCUUCCUCGCAUCCCCCGCCGCCGUUUCAAUCAUUCUCGCCGCCAACGCCUCCGCCCAGAAACCCUUCGCACUCGCUGCCGUCGCAUAAGACUCCGUCUUCGGCCAACAACGCAGAUACGUCGUCGGAGAACAGCCAUUCCGGCAAAUCCGGCCAUUCCGGCAAAUCCGGCCAAUCCGACGUGAGUCUUCAGGUCAUCAUCGGCGUCACAACCGGCAUCGGAAUAUUACUAGUCAUGAUGAUUGUUGCAUCGGUGCUCUGCUGCAGCGAGAAAAAGAAGAAGAAGAAGAAGCCCAUGGACUACUACGGCUCCCUCGGUCCCAACGGCGCAGGAGGCUUUUACGGUGGCGGAUCCCUCUCCAAGUGGCCAAACGCAGAGCAAAGAACGGACUACCCCGGAAACCUGCCUCCGCCUCCCGGCGCCCCCGGCUUCUCCCCGUGGCAAAAUUCUUUCCCUCCUCCCCAAAUGUACAGCGGCGAGAGCUCGACAAACUCCGGGCCCCACGGCAGCGGCGGCGGGGCUGCAGCAAUGCAGGCCCUUUCCCCGUCCCUGGGCUUCAGCAAGAGUAGCUUCACCUACGAGGCUCUCUCGGCCGCCACCGACGGGUUCAAUCGCGAGAACAUCCUCGGCCAAGGCGGCUUCGGCUUCGUCUACAAAGGCGUGCUCCCCAACGGCGUGGUGAUCGCCGUGAAGCAGCUCAAGCCCGGCAGCGGGCAGGGGGAGAGGGAGUUCCAAGCGGAGGUGGAGAUCAUCAGCAGAGUCCACCAUCGCCACUUGGUCUCCCUCGUUGGCUACUGCAUUGCUGGCUCACAGAGGCUGCUCGUGUACGAGUUCGUAACCAACAACACUCUCGAGCACCAUCUGCACGUAAAGGACGGUCCGGCGAUGGAUUGGCCUACCAGACUCAAGAUCGCAAUCGGAUCAGCAAAAGGACUCGCUUACUUGCACGAGGAUUGCCACCCAAGAAUUAUACACCGCGACAUCAAAACUGCAAACAUUCUCUUGGAUAACAAUUUCGAAGCCAUGGUCGCGGAUUUUGGAUUGGCCAAGUUCAAUUCCGAUACGAACACACACGUCUCCACGAGAAUCAUGGGAACCUUCGGGUACUUGGCUCCUGAAUAUGCAUCGACCGGCAAGCUAACUGAAAAAUCAGAUGUUUUCUCAUUCGGCGUGAUGCUUUUGGAGCUGAUAACAGGAAGGAGGCCUGUCGAUCCGACGGGGUACAUGGAGGAUAGCUUGGUCGAUUGGUCCAAGCCUGUUCUAACUCAGGCACUGGCUGACAAAAACUUCGAUGAACUCGUGGAUCAGCGCCUCGAGAACAAGUACAACGUCGAAGAAAUGACGCGAAUGAUAGCGAGCGCUGGAGCUUGCGUUCGACAUUCUGCAAGGAAGCGUCCUAAGAUGAGCCAAAUCGUUCGAGCUUUGGAAGGUGAUGUUUCGCUUGACGAUCUGAAUGAGGGGGCGAAGCCAGGGUUACACAGCUCGAGCUCGGACUUGGACGCGACCGACGCAUACUCAUCCAAAAUGAGGGAAUUCAGGCGGGUUGCACUGGAGAGCAAUGAGUACAGCAACGAAUACAGCGGCGGCACCAGCGAGUACGGGCUCAAUCCCUCCGAAUCGAGCAAUAGCUCGGGAGAAGUAAAUUCGAGUCGAAGGAAGGCAAAUCGUCCUAAUCUUUGAACAAGAAACCAGCACA
Molecule: messenger RNA, 2652 nt
Organism: Zingiber officinale
Lineage: Eukaryota; Viridiplantae; Streptophyta; Magnoliopsida; Zingiberales; Zingiberaceae
Product: proline-rich receptor-like protein kinase PERK7
Exons: 8
Coding region: 681-2636 (651 amino acids)
Biological process (GO): protein phosphorylation
Molecular function (GO): ATP binding; protein kinase activity
Source: RefSeq, a predicted model, not a curated record